Molecule: messenger RNA, 1728 nt
Organism: Lotus japonicus
Lineage: Eukaryota; Viridiplantae; Streptophyta; Magnoliopsida; Fabales; Fabaceae
Product: probable amino acid permease 7
Exons: 8
Coding region: 108-1487 (459 amino acids)
Cellular component (GO): plasma membrane
Source: RefSeq, a predicted model, not a curated record
CCUACAUUAUAAAUAUAUUGAAAUCACAAUCAAAAUCAUCAACAUUGGGUCAAGAGAAGAGACAUUUUCCUCAUAUUCUCUUGUGUCAAGUACUUUGAUAAAGAUGGAUGAGAAAAACUCUCCAAAUAACUACAAAUGCUUCUGGUGCAUAUGAUGAUGAUGGGAGAGCCAAAAGGACUGGGACUUUAAGAAGUGCUGUGGCUCAUAUCAUCACUGCUGUCAUUGGUUCUGGUGUUCUGUCUCUUGCCUGGAGUACUUCUCAACUAGGAUGGAUUGGUGGGCCAGUUGCUUUGCUUUGCUUUGCAAUUGUCACCUAUGUUUCUUCAUUCCUCAUGUCUGAUUGUUAUAGAUACCCUGAUCCUGUCACUGGGAAAAGAAACUACUCAUACAUAGCUGCUGUUAGAGCCAAUCUUGGUGAGAGAAGAACAUGGCUGGCUGGUUUCCUUCAAUUUUUGACCUUGUAUGGAACUAAUAUCGCUUAUGUACUCACAACAGCAAAUAGUCUCAGAGCCAUUCUGAAAUCAAAUUGUUAUCACAAGGAAGGGCACCAGGCUCCUUGUAAUUAUGGGGGUAGUUUGUAUAUGGUGUUGUAUGGACUUGUUCAGAUUCUAGUGUCAUGCAUUCCAGAUCUCCAAAACAUGGCAUGGCUUUCAGUUGUUGCUGCAAUUAUGUCCUUUACAUACUCAUUCAUUGGACUAGGACUUGGCAUAGCAACUGUCAUAGAAAAUGGAAGAAUUAUGGGGAGCCUAACUGGAGUACCAGCUGCUAAUAUUGGUGACAAGUUAUGGUUAGUCUUCCAAGCACUUGGUGACAUAGCCUAUGCCUACCCUUACUCAAUAAUCCUUCUUGAGAUACAGGACACUCUAGAGUCUCCUCCACCAGAAAAUCAAACGAUGAAAAAGGCCUCCAUGAUUUCAAUCAUCAUUACAACAUUCUUCUACCUCUGUUGCGGAGGCUUUGGAUAUGCUGCUUUUGGAAAUGCUACCCCAGGAAACCUCUUGACUGGAUUUGGGUUUUACGAGCCUUACUGGCUGGUGGACCUUGCCAAUGCUUGCAUUAUUCUUCACUUGGUGGGAGGAUAUCAGAUUUUCUGCCAGCCAAUAUAUAGUGUUGUUGAAAGAUGGGCUUCAAGAAAAUUUCCCGACAGUGACUUUGUGAAUAAUUUCUAUAAACUGAAACUGCCUCUUUUGCCAAGUUUUCAGCUGAAUAUGUUCAGGUUCUGUUUCCGAACAAUCUAUGUGAUUUCAACCACAGGAGUUGCAAUCUUGUUCCCUUACUUCAACCAAGUAUUAGGAGUGUUAGGAGCCAUAAGCUUCUGGCCAUUGAAUAUAUAUUUUCCGGUGGAGAUGUACUCUGCGCAGAAGCAAGUUGGUCAUUGGACAAGAAAAUGGGUUGUUCUCAAGGCAUUUAGCUUUGCUUGCUUUCUUGUCACAGUAGUGGGCCUCAUCGGGUCACUUGAAGGAAUCAUAAAAGAAAAACUUGGAUGAAAGAUGAAAGGUCGGGUGUGUUUAGGUGUCACUUGAGUUUAACAUCCCACUUUCAUCUUAUUUCAUAAAAAUCUAUUUUUUAACUUUCUGUCUUGAAAAGUGUGAUGGAAUAGGAUUAUAAGUUUCUAAAUUGAUUGUAUAAUAUUUUUGGCAGCGACUAGCAUGGACCAGGUUUACCAUGGACUACUUAUCUUAUUGUAGUGCUAUGAUGAUUCUGAAAUACUAUGUUUUGUUGAAAGUA